Oryzias latipes (Japanese medaka) is the source of this 2373-nucleotide messenger RNA. It is a transcript of the gene nelfa, whose product is annotated as negative elongation factor complex member A. Gene Ontology annotation, cellular component: NELF complex. Lineage: Eukaryota; Metazoa; Chordata; Actinopteri; Beloniformes; Adrianichthyidae. The record is from RefSeq and is a predicted model, not a curated record. Gene Ontology annotation, biological process: negative regulation of transcription elongation by RNA polymerase II.
UGUUUUGUGUUAAUAAAAAGGGAAACAUGAGACUUUUUUAAUGUAAACAUUUUAUACAGUGUAUGGGUACAUUGGAAAUGACAGAAAAGAAGGCGGAGAUGCCAAUUUUAUAGAAAAAUAUUUAAUGUGGUGAUCAUUAGUUAUCAACAUAGCUGUUACACGUAACCACCCACUUGUGGGCGGGGUCCUACGAGCUGUUUUCUUAGGUAGCCUGCUAAAAUGCCCGAACUCAAAACACUUCUUUUUCCAAGAUGGCGUCGAUGAAGGACAGCGACACUGGCCUGUGGCUUCACAACAAACUAGGAUCAACAGACGAGCUGUGGACACCUCCGAGUAUUGCUUCCCUGCUCACAGUGUCAGUAAUCGACAAUAUACGGCUAUGCUUUUCCAGUCUGUCGCCGCCGGUAAAGCUAAAACUGCUCCUGGGGAUGCUGCAUCUUCCCCGGCGGACCGUUGACGAGAUGAAGGAGGCCUUGUCUGAGAUCAUCCAGCUGGCUACGGUGGAUUCAGAGCCAUGGGUGUUGAUGGUUGCAGAUAUUCUAAAAUCCUUCCCAGAGACGGGAUCUCUCAAUCUGGAUUUAGAGGAGCAGAAUCCAAAUGUGCAGGAUAUUUUAGGAGAGCUCAGGGAGAAAGUGAGCGAGUGCGAGGCGUCGGCCAUGCUUCCCCUAGAAUGCCAGUACUUGAACAAGAGUGCCUUGACCACUCUGGUGGGACCCCUGACGCCUCCCGUUAAGCAUUUCCAGCUCAAGAGGAAGCCCAAGAGUGCAACUCUCAGAGCAGAGCUGCUGCAGAAAUCUACAGAGACAGCCCAGCAGCUGAAGAAGACAGCCGGAGUGCCUUUUCACGCCAAAGGGAGGGGAUUGGUUAAAAAGAUUGACACGACGACCCCCCUCAAAGGGAUCCCUAAAGCCCCAUUUCGCAGCCCAACUGCCCCGAGUAUGUUUAGCCCACCCAGUAACCGCACCCCUAUUGCUCCUGCACGGACACCCCUACGCAAAGAGAGGGGCGUCAAGCUUUUAGAUAUUUCUGAGCUGGAUAUGGUUGGAGCUGGACGAGAGGCGAAGAGGAGAAGGAAGACUCUGGAAACAGAAGCUGCAGAGAAACCAGCCAAAGAAGAGGCUGUGGUGGAGAACACCACUCCAGACUAUGCUGCAGGUCUUGUUUCUGCACAGAAACUGGUGUCCCUGAACGAGAACCCUCUACCAUCAACCAGCUAUCUGCCUGCGACACCCAGCAUGGUUCCCUCCUCCUCCUACAUUCCCAGCUCAGAGGCACAGCCAGCAAAUGCUGGUGGGUCCAAUCGAGACCCGCUGCAGGCUGCCCGCCAGCCUGAAGAGUCAGCAGCUGUGGUUGUGGGUGCGACCGCUAAUUUGCAGAGUCAGUACAAGCAGAGGACACCCAUGUACAACGCAGGCACCACCGUGAACCCUGCAACCCCAGCAUCCCCCAGCACACCGGCCUCCACCCCAGCAAGCAACGGAGCCCCUGCCAUCGCCAGCCAGCCGGAGACCCCCACACAGCCUCCCAGCACGCCACAGACCCCAACCCCGACAGCAGCCCCCACGCCAGCACAAUCCCAGCCCAAGAAGAACCUUUCGCUUACGAGGGACCAGAUGUAUGCGGCCCAGGAAAUGUUCAAGACAGCAAACAAGGUCACCAGACCAGAGAAAGCGCUCAUCCUCGGCUUCAUGGCCGGAUCCAGAGAGAACCCGUGCCCGGAGCAGGGAGACAUCAUCCAGAUCAAGUUGAGCGAGCACACGGAGGUUUUGCCCAAAGCCGACGGCACCGGCAGCACCACCAUGCUGGUGGACACCGUCUUCGAAAUGAACUAUUCUACAGGACAGUGGACACGACUCAAAAAAUACAAACCCAUCACCAAUACCUCAUGAGACCUCAAAUAUGUUCAAGAAAACAAAUCCCACAUUUCCUGGACAACAAAACCUGUUUACACAGCAUUCACACACGUUUGGGUCAGUUCAAGAGAUGGGAGGGUGUCUGUCAAGGAGAGAACGUUCCUCCAUUUGACAAAAAGCAGGACACUGAAGUUUUUAGUUUUUAUUCACUUAUACAUUUCUGUUUUUAAGUUUUCUGAAUGUUCCCCCAGUCAGAAGAGGUGGUGGAGUUCCUCGUAAACAGCCAGCACCGUUCACACGUGUGCCAAGGUACGGACACGCUCAGUGCUGCUUCAGGCCAGAGGAAAGGCUGCACAAAAAAAGACUUUUGCAGCCAUCUCUGUUAUCCUCUCUGCCAAAAUAGAAGAUCUACUGUCAUUAGAUGUCACUGCAAAAACUGUGGACGCAUUACAGUAAACAUGAAUCAUUUUUCAUUAUUCAAAAGAAGGGACGAAAUAAAGUGAUGGAAUAUUCCAGGGGG